AUGGCAGAGGAACUACAAAAAGUUCAUUUGUAUUAUGACGAAAUUAACAAAGUCAAAGUUAUAGAAAAUAAUGUUUAUAAAGAAACACAAGAUUUACAAGAAAACUGUAAGGAUUACGAAAAUAAAGUCCGUGAUUUUGGCAAUAUUAUUGGGUCAUUGUUGGAUAUGUUGAAUAAGUUGGGAGAAAAUGUUGAAAAACAAAAAAUGGCAGCCAUUGGCGCCACUAAUCUAUUGAAGUCAAUAGAAAAAGAUAGAGAAAGUGAACAAGCAAGAUUACAAGCUGAGAUAAGUGAUAAAUCAUUAAUUCUAGAACAAUUGGACAGCGAAUAUGAUGCUCUUCAAAUCCUGGACGCCACUCAAUCAGAGACGGUCGAAUACUUGACGCAACUACGAUAA
Danaus chrysippus (African queen) is the source of this 396-nucleotide messenger RNA. The record is from the annotation of a GenBank genome assembly. NCBI's taxonomy places the organism in Eukaryota, Metazoa, Arthropoda, Insecta, Lepidoptera, Nymphalidae.